Molecule: messenger RNA, 3418 nt
Organism: Frankliniella occidentalis (western flower thrips)
Lineage: Eukaryota; Metazoa; Arthropoda; Insecta; Thysanoptera; Thripidae
Product: lymphocyte-specific helicase-like
Exons: 16
Coding region: 390-3257 (955 amino acids)
Biological process (GO): pericentric heterochromatin formation; lymphocyte proliferation; negative regulation of gene expression via chromosomal CpG island methylation
Cellular component (GO): pericentric heterochromatin; nucleus
Molecular function (GO): ATP binding; ATP-dependent chromatin remodeler activity; chromatin binding
Source: RefSeq, a predicted model, not a curated record
CACGAUACUGCGCAAUCGUACCUACACAUACCAAUGUAAAACGCACUCCAUAUCUCAAUAACUGAGGAAGCAACGAAAAGCCAAAUGCCAAUGCCCAUGUCGUAACGAUACCGGCUUGUGUGCCAUUUCCCCCUCUUUUUCGUCUCCCUUCUUUCCAUCGUUCAAUGUAAGAAUGGUACUGCUAAGCGUGGCGGGGAUAUGGACAGUCGUUCCAUUGUUUCGUCCGUGCGACUAUCGACAGGACCUAUGAAGCUCCUGCCCCUGAAUUCCCGCCGCUUUCUGUCAGUUCAGUAGUCCUCCAUGGGCAAGUUUGUACUUCUACUUACCACCAGUCGAGCCGAAUAAAUAAAAUUGAUUUGUAUUUGGUGUAAUUAUUUAUCUGCUGUACCAUGGAAGUAAGUGAAAACACAUCUGAAGGCGAUCGCGAACUCAGCCCAAAUGUCACGAAUGAGAAAUGUUCAACCAUGGAAACUGGAACAGAAAAAGGAUAUGGAAGUGGUGAGAGUUCCUCAGAUAGCUCAGCUCGUCAAACUCCUACGUCAGAGAGUAGCUCUGACAAUGCCAGCUCUUCAAACGGACUGCAUUCAUCUGAAAAUCAUUUAAAUGGAAACCAGAGAGCACCGGGUGGUGCUCCCAUUUCCGAGAUUGAUGCAGUAUUGCAGGAAGAGUCCAAGCGCUUGGACAAGGUGAUGUCACCGUCAAAGAAGAAUUCUGAGGAAGUCAAAGUUCAGUCCAUAGACAAGGAAUUACAGUACAAAAGACUUAUUGAGCUUUUGACCAAGAGUCAGUUUUAUACAGAGUUUCUAGUGAAGAAAUUAGGCGAAGAUUCAUCUACCACAAAGAUAGUGAGAGGUGGUUCAUCACCACAGAAAGGUAGAAAGAAAGCGGCUCCCACUAAAGGUCAGCAGCAGGUUUUGGCCAUUGCUGCUGAUAUUAUUUCAAAGAAAUCAAAUGAUGAGCCUAUCCCUGAGGAAUCUGUCAAUGAGGAUCUGACAGUUGGCCAAACUAAAACCCUUGAAAAUGGACUAGAAGUUCCACUGAGUCAGCCAAAGCUUUUGACUGGAGCAUGCCUCAGAGAUUACCAAAUGGAAGGUCUCAACUGGCUAAAGCUCUUAUUUGAAAAUGGUGUGAAUGGUAUAUUGGCUGAUGAAAUGGGGCUUGGCAAAACCAUUCAAGUCAUUGCUCUCAUUUCAUUUUUAGUUGAAAAAAAUGUCCGUGGUCCUUUCUUGAUUAUAGGACCUCUUUCAACUUUACCCAAUUGGGCUAUUGAAUUUGACAGAUUUGCUCCUCAGAUCCCUUACCUUGUGUAUCAUGGGUCUGAAGACAAACGGGCUGCUGUGAGACCAAAAAUGAAUCGCAAAAUGGUUGUAGAGGGACACAAAGUUUAUCCUGUUAUAAUCACAUCAUAUGAUUAUCCUCUCAGAGAUGCAAAACAUUUGAGGAAGAUGAACUGGCGAUAUAUUAUUAUUGAUGAAGGACAUCGCAUAAAAAAUCACAACAGUCAACUUUCAAGGGCUCUGAGGACCUAUCAAUCAGCAAAUCGCCUGCUUCUAACUGGAACACCUCUUCACAACAGUCUAAGUGAACUGUGGGCUUUGCUAAAUUUCCUGGUUCCAGAAAUAUUUGAUGACUUGGAGAUAUUUGAAUCAUGGUUCCGCCUUGAGGACCUGGCGAGUGAAGAUGGAAGUGAGAAAGUUCUAGAAGAAGAAAAGAAGAAAAAUGUUUUAUCAACUAUGCACAAGAUCCUUUCACCUUUUAUGUUGAGACGAGUCAAAUCUGAAGUUAAGUUAAAUCUACCUCCAAAGAAGGAGAUAAUUGUUUAUGCUCCAAUGACUCCUAUUCAGUUGGAUCUGUAUAGGGCUGUCUUGGACUACAAUUUAACAUUUCUAGCAGACAAAAAAGAGGAAAACAUUGUUCUUGAGAACGAAGAUGGUACACGUUCCAAACGCACUUGCACCACUACGAAAAAGUUUUAUAAUCUAAAUGAGCUGUUUCAUGCUGAGGAUGAAUUAGAAGCAGCAGGACCAGCGGAGGAUAAGAAAAUGUUACUGGUUGAAGACAAAGAGAACAGUAAGUAUGCAAUCCGAGUGAAAAUGCAGAACCCUGCUAUGAUGUUAAGGAAGAUUGUGAAUCAUCCUUAUUUGGUUCAGUACCCUCUUGAACCAGGCACUGUCUAUGCUCGUAUUGAUGAGGAUCUUGUCAAAACUUCUGGCAAAAUGUUAGUUUUAGAUGCAAUGUUGACGAAGUUAAAAGGCAGAGGUCACAAGGUUUUAUUAUUUAGCACAUUUACUAGUCUCAUUGAUAUUUUAGAAGAUUACUUAUCUCUGCGCUCUUAUCGAUAUGUGAGACUUGAUGGACGAACUGAUCUAGAGGAACGACAGAAAGCCAUUAAGGAAUACAACAAUGAUCCAGAUAUGUUUCUUUUCCUGAUAUCUACCCGUGCUGGUGGUUUAGGAAUCAAUUUAGCCUCAGCUGAUACAGUCAUACUAUUUGACAGCGAUUGGAAUCCUCAAGUAGAUCUGCAGGCUCAAGACCGCUGUCAUAGAAUUGGUCAAACUCGACCUGUUGUGGUUUACCGUUUUGUUACUGCUGGCACUGUAGAUGAGAGAAUCGUUGUCAGAGCAGCAGCCAAACGGAAACUGGAAAAAAUAAUUAUUCACAAGGGAAACUACAGUGCUUUACAAAAAUCAGAAGACAGUGCAGUGGACUUAGAAGAAUUGCGGAAACUAUUGCAGUCUCGUGAUCAUCAGCGAGUCAUUCACCCCAAUGGUUUUGUUUUUUCUGAUAAAGAAUUAGAAGAUUUGUUAGAUAGAUCUAAUAUGAUCAAUUCUGAAGCUAUUUCUUCUACUUCUGAGGUUCAAGACCUCAAAGAAAGAAACUUCAAGGAAGUAUAUGGAUAUACUGGUACCAAACAAGUUAACAGUAAUAGUGAAAUGAAAAGUAGUGUUCAUAUUGUCGAUGAGGACAGUAAUGAUGCUCCAUGUGAGGUAGCUCCUAUAAGGAGAAGUCCAACCAAGUCAGCUUCUUUUUCUGAAACUUUUUCCAAUAAUACAAAUUCUGAGGCUCAGCAUGUGAUUGAUUCAGGAACAGUCAAAUCAACAAAGAGAAAACUAUCCACUGAGUCUAGUACUGUUGGCGGAAAGUCAAAGUAUUCCUGCCUGGAAGAAGAAAGAUCUAAUUCUCCAGAAAAUGAUACUAGAGCUAACCAUUCCAAGACUGAUUCUCGUAAAACUCGAUCUACCAAGAGAACUAAAUAAUAUGCUGAAGUUUAAAAGCAGUUCUGUUUAAUUCACUUUAAUUUAUUUACUGUAUAGUUUUGUUUAUUGCACAGCUACUUGCCACCUUGUAAUUCAAUAUUUAUUUUAUUUUAUAUCUUAGAUAUGACUUUGCAAAUACAAUAUUUAUUUUUAAAAAGAAA